AUGGCCGCCCUGUCGCAUCGGCCCCCGAUCGAAGAAGACACUCCCUCCCAAGCUUCCAAGACGCAUCACUACUGUCACGACAACCAGCACGCGCACCACACCCCGCCAUUGAAGCACUACGCCUCUUCUACACCUCGAUCAUCGACGUCAGACCGCUUGCCUGCCGACAUCACCACCGUUUCCGCUUCCUCCCACCACCAGCGACACUCUAGCACACCGUCCACGAACUCCUUGUCCAAAUCUCAGCGUUCUGCCACCAGCUUUUUCAGCCGAGCCGCCGCCGUUCUGGACAGAAGCCAGAACUCAUUCGCCGGCAUAUCUGAACCCGUCAUUCGGCCUCGACAGUCUCACUCGGCACUAGCUCGCUUCUCUUUGCAAUCUAUAUCUGCGCCUAGUCCAGACCCCUCAAGUCCAGGAAGAACCGCAGGGGCCAAGGCCUAUUCUGCCAACAGCUCCUUCACGUCUGCCUCGAAAGCCCAAAUCAAGGUGGCGUCUCGAGCAGGGCAGGCAAACGUCCCGCCGUCACAACCAUACUCGGAGGCCAAUCCAAGCCUGCCAGCACCUAUCAGGGUAACACCUUCUGAUAGAAAAAUGCAUCAAACAUCGUCGCGCUUACUGCGCAUGACUGACGAUGACCGACCUUUCACAAGGGAUUUCAAAGAUUUGUUCGCAACCCUCAUUGUCAGCUUGCUGCCUCUUUCUGCACACCGUGUACGAUUGUCAAAAGUCGAAUACACCUUCCUCUCAGAAGAUGCCAUCAAUAACCUUGGCUCACUGAAAUUCUCACAAUCAAACCGAAUGCCCGAUCCCAAGGACCCUUCCAGGAUUGUUACCACGACGACAACGACAACCUUUUCCAUGGCUCAAGACAUGGCAAGGUCCAUCUGCCAACGCUUCGUGGAGGCCCGUUUCAUCGAAUCUGCAGACGGUAAAUACCAGCAAGUUUACAACAUGAAGGGUUCCGUCUGGCAGUUGACCCCAAAGGGCAUCACAGUGUUGGAUCGUUUCUGUUCCAGAAAUGGCAUCCAACAGAAGCAGGUUGCAGAAUUGUCCAACACGAGCUCAGCACAGCUGGUCAUUCUGGAACGUGAUCAGCAAACGGACAAGCUCCUUCACGACUGGGGCACGAUCGAGGUCAUCUUCCGUCGUUUUGUUGGUACCGACCGACGCAACGUCAAGACCAGCGUCACAGCCGCAGACUCCGACUCCCUACACGACUACAAGGAUGGUCUCACUGGAGUCAAGAUGGCAGCAGAGCGCAAGGUCAAUGGCAAGGUCUACAAGGACACAUUCACUGGCAAAGCCACCACGGACUGGUUGAUGGACUGCUCCACCAUUGUCGACCGCCGCGAGACCGUUGAGAUUGCAUCCCUCUUUGUCGAGCACGAUUUGAUGGAGCCCAUCGUUCAGGAUCGGACCUUCAUGUCACAAAACAGCGGAUACAACUUGUUCCAGCCAACGAAGCAUGCCAUCUAUCAGCUCACCAUGCGCGGCAAAGAGCUGAUCAACGGAAGUGGCUCUAGGGGUCGCGCAUCCGAGAGCGAAAACGGCACAAGCUCUCAGCGAAAUGGCAUCACAAGAGACUCCAACACUCAGAGACUGGAAAAGAUUCUGAAUGACGCUGCCCUGCGUCUUCUUUUCAGGGAAAACCUGCGAGAAACUCAUUGCGAGGAGAAUCUAUCAUUUUACAAGGACGUGGGCGAGUUUGUACGCAGCUGCAAGCACGCCAUACGUCAAGCCCAAAAGGCACCAAACGCGAGCUCCAUGGACACCAUCAAGGAAAUCAUGGCUCAAGCCUACGGUAUCUACAAUGCCUUCUUGGCCCCAGGAUCACCCUGCGAACUGAAUAUCGAUCACCAACUCCGCAACAACCUGGCCACUCGCAUGACCAAGGCGGUGGGCCAGGACAACACGAUGAUUGAAACGCUGCAAGAGGUGACAGCUCUGUUUGAGGACGCGCAAAAUGCCGUUUUCAAGCUGAUGGCUAGCGUGAGUCCCCCUUCCGUGUUCUAG
Molecule: messenger RNA, 2013 nt
Organism: Metarhizium album ARSEF 1941
Lineage: Eukaryota; Fungi; Ascomycota; Sordariomycetes; Hypocreales; Clavicipitaceae
Product: regulator of G protein signaling pathway
Exons: 2
Coding region: 1-2013 (670 amino acids)
Biological process (GO): intracellular signal transduction
Source: RefSeq, a predicted model, not a curated record